Molecule: messenger RNA, 549 nt
Organism: Ostertagia ostertagi
Lineage: Eukaryota; Metazoa; Nematoda; Chromadorea; Rhabditida; Trichostrongylidae
Source: the annotation of a GenBank genome assembly
AUGUGCUCCGAGCUUAUGACAUUGUGCACGGCUUUCGUUAUGGAUGGACCCAGUGGCAUUGGCAAUAUUCCUGCCUUUUUGGGAGCAAUCCUCUGUGCCAACUGGCCUCGCCAUAUGUCAAAGGCUAUAGAUACAAUUAAUCCCAUAUUAUACACAUCAGUUUCCGUUGUAAAAGGGUGGAUAUUAGUUCUAGAGGAAGACAAUGAGGCUGUUAUAAAAGCUGCUAACAAGUCAACGGACAAUAUUGAUGAGACGGUUUCUUCAUCUAACGAGCCAGAAAGGGAAGAUCCUGAAAUUGUAAACAGGUGCGCUCACUCCGUGUGUUUGCUGUGUGAAUCAGCGCAGCGCUCACUGUGGAUGAAGUGGCCGGAAUUGUGCGAUGAGAUCUACGCCGUGAUCAAGCCCUGUAUCACUCACAAUCAGAUUAUCACAGGAGAUGUGAAGUCUGGUCUUCUUCAUACUAUAAUGUCUUUGAAUGCAUGGACUAGGACGAAAGCCGUUACUAUGAAAAAUGCUCAGACACAGACUUUCGGUUCAAAUGUCCCAUGA